Brassica rapa (field mustard) is the source of this 3952-nucleotide messenger RNA. RefSeq names its product zinc finger CCCH domain-containing protein 29. The record is from RefSeq and is a predicted model, not a curated record. Gene Ontology annotation, molecular function: metal ion binding; protein binding. Lineage: Eukaryota; Viridiplantae; Streptophyta; Magnoliopsida; Brassicales; Brassicaceae.
UUUUUUCUUUUUUUCUUUGAACAAAUCCAUUAUGUUUUGUGUGACUAAUAUUAAACUAAAUAAAUAAAGAGGAGAAAAGCUAUGUGAGUAUUUUCCCUAUUUUUCAAAGAGAAAGUUAGUGUUACAAAAAAAAAAGUAAGUGGAAAAAGUGGAAUCGGGCGGCCAAGUGAAGACAUUCUCUGUCGCCCACCCAAACACCACAAAGAAAAAAAAAAGGCGUGCCUCACUUUAUCUCUUUCGUUUUAUCUCCACACGCGUCUCCUUGCGUUUGUCUCACUCGCUUUACCCUAAUCACUCCACUACAACUUUACUAGAAGACCAAGUCUACUAGAAGACCAAGUUUGAUCUCCAUAUAUCAGUAACAAAUAAUGUAAAUUAACUGAACACCAAUAAGACGAGGCUAUCUAUAAGAGCUUAAAACAAAACAAAAAAUUGGUAUACAUUAUAGUGAAUUCAAUAUAUUAAUAAAAUUUUAUUUUCCUUUUGAUCCUAGAAUACUUCAUGUUUUAAACAUUUAAAAUUUAGUUUACUUCUACCUUUCUUAAUUCUAACUUCCGUUCAUAAUAUUCAAUUUUAAAGUACCUAAUAUCAAUUACUCUCUAGUCUCUAGCAUUAGAAAAUAAAAUUUGAUUUUGGUUUUUUUGAAGCAGAUGAGAGUUGAUGUAUGUCUUCACUCUUCAAAAUGAGAGUAGACUUGUAUAAGCCCCACGUACGAAUCAAAGCGCGUGCUAUAGUGCAAAGACAGUCACACGGGUGUGGAGGGAUUACCUGCUAAAUCGGUCGAUUAGAUGAAACUGUGGGUCACUUAUUACAUCCGCAACUCCAUUAUCAUGUUGUCAUGUUAUGCUAUUUUACUUAUUUUAAUACAUAAUUUUUUUGGAGCAAAAUUUUAAUACAUAAUUUUUAAUAUCUUUCUUAUAUCAUGAAAACACAAAAAAUUCCCAGGACAAAUUUUGGAAAUAGUUACUUAUUGUAUCUUAGGAUGUCCUGCCCAAGUGCCCAUACAUUUUUCUGAGCACACACACGCACACCCAUACAUAUGUAAAUUAUUACAGUAGAUCUGGUCAGACAUAAUAACAUUUAAAGUCCUCUAAAGUUUGAACAAAACUUUGUCCAAAAAAAUGCUUAACUAUUUUGUAACCGUAAGCCUUUCUUUCCACCUUAACUAAAUUCCAAAUUUUGUAACCAACAUACACCUAUUGGGAAAUGAAAUUUAACAGGAUCUUCUGAAUUUAGUGGAUAUGUUAGGUUAUUUCCCUUUUAGAUUCUUAUUAUUUUCUGUAAUCAAAACAAAUUGAUUGAUUAGCUUAGAAAUUUAGUAGGUAUAACAUACAAAAUCAGCAACUUGUUUCAGUCACAAAAAAAAAGACAAAUAGUUACAUGCAUGAACUGUAAUCCAGAAACUUAUCCCCCAGAAGAAGCUGUAAUCUAAAAACAAUAAAUACAUCUUAAUGAGACUAUUUCUUUAAAAACUUGUGGAAUUUCAUUCCCCUCAAGGAACUUGCUCUUUUGAUCAUUAUAAAAAGACAUUUUGAAAAAAUGAAUGAGAUAGGGAGAGAAUCAAUCUAUUAUAAUAUUUUUUCCCAAAAGCAAAAAAAAAAGAAGAAGACUAAAACAAAUUGCGUAUAAACAGUCAGCAAAACAGCGACGUCAUUACCUUUUGAAAGUUCCCAGUUUUGACUUUUGACCUAAACCAUUCCUAUAAAAAACAGAACAAAAGGAAAGUACAUAAAAACUUAUAUAUAUAAAUAAUUAAAGAAAUUGUUCAAAAAAAAAAAAAAAAAAAAAAAAAAAAUAAUUAAAGAAAAGUAGACCAAGAGAAAGGUAGACGAAAGAAAGAGCGCACCUUCCUCCUCUCCUUCUUCGCAACGAAGCUCUCUCUUUUAAAAGGAGCCUUUACAUUUUCUCUACGGUUCCUUCUUCAGAAACCCCAAUCACUUCUCCUACUCCAUCUCAAAACCUCAAAGUCUAAAACCUUUUCUUCUCUUGUUCCUCCAAAACUCUAUCUUCUUCUCUAGAAAAGAUGUGUGGCUCAGAGAGCAAACUCUGCUCCUCAAGAACCUUAACAGAAGCUGAGUCCAUGAGACAGAAAUCACAAGAGGGUGUAGCCGCCGCCACGUGUCUUCUUGAACUCGCCGCAUGCGAUGAUCUUCCCUCCUUCAGGAGAGAGAUCGAGGAGAACUCGUUGGAUAUCAACGAACCGGGCUUUUGGUACUGCAGACGGGUCGGGUCGAAGAAGAUGGGUUUUCAAGAAAGAACACCUCUCAUGGUUGCUGCUAUGUACGGAAGCAUCGAAGUUCUAACUUACAUAAUCUCCACUGGAAGAUCCGACGUGAACAAAGUUUCCAGCGACGAGAAAGUCACUGCUCUUCACUGUGCUGUUUCCGCCUGUUCUGUCUCUAUCGUUCAAGUCAUCAGGAUCUUGCUUGAUGCCUCCGCUUCACCUAAUACCCUUGACGGUAACGGGAACAAACCGGUUGAUCUUUUGGUCAAAGCUUCCCGGUUUAUACCUAACCAGACAAGAAAAGCUGUUGAGAUUCUCUUAACCGGAACUCACGGUUUGGUUGGUUUGAUGGAAGAGGAGGAAGAGGAGGAAGUGAAGAGUGUUGUGUCUAAGUAUCCAGCAGAUGCGUCCCUUCCCGACAUCAACGAAGGUGUAUACGGAACAGACGAGUUUAGGAUGUUUAGCUUCAAGGUCAAGCCAUGUUCUAGGGCUUACUCGCACGAUUGGACCGAGUGUCCCUUCGUUCAUCCUGGCGAGAACGCGAGGAGGAGAGAUCCGAGGAAGUAUCCUUACACGUGCGUCCCUUGUCCCGAGUUUCGUAAAGGGUCUUGUCCUAAAGGAGACUCAUGCGAGUAUGCUCACGGUGUUUUUGAGUCUUGGCUUCACCCUGGUCAGUACAGGACACGGCUUUGUAAAGACGAGACCGGUUGCGCGAGGAGAGUUUGUUUCUUCGCUCAUAGGAGGGAUGAGCUGAGACCGGUUAAUGCUUCUACUGGUUCGGCUAUGGUUUCGCCUCAGUCGCCGAUGAGCUCUCCUAUGGGUGAUAAUGGUGUUCCUUUGUCUCCAAGAAACGUUGGUUUAUGGCAGAACACACCGCCACCUUUGCAGCUUAACGGUAGUAGAUUGAAGUCUAGUUUGAGUGCUAGAGAUAUGGAUGUGGAGAUGGAACUUAGGCUCCGUGGUUUCGAUGGUCAUAGGCUCAAUGACUCUGUGAUGUCUCCAAGCAGGCACUCUCAGAUGAACCAUUACCCUUCUUCUCCUGUGAGGCAAGCACCUCCUCAGAGGUUUGAGUCUUCAGCAGCUAUGGCAGCUGCGGUGAUGAACGCGAGAUCAUCAGCGUUUGCUAAACGCAGUUUGAGUUUCAAACCGGCUCCGGUAGCAGCUUCUAAUGUCUCGGAUUGGGGUUCACCUAAUGGGAAGGUCGAGUGGGGGAUGCAAAGAGAGGAGAUGAACAAGAUGAGGAGAAGUGUAUCCUUUGGGAUUAAUGGGAAUAACAAUAACAAUGUGUCACAUCCUGUGAGGGACUAUAGUGAUGAGCCAGAUGUGUCGUGGGUGAACUCACUGGUGAAAGAUAGUGCACAGGAGGGAGCCUUCGGGUUGAAUGGUGCAGCAGUUAGAGAUGAGUUUAAGCUGCCGUUGUGGGCAGAGCAAAUGUACAUAGACCAUGAGAAGCGGCAGCCUGUGGCAUAAGAAGCAGACAGAAUCUAACAAAUCUUGGCAAUAAUUUUUUGAUUUGUGUUUGACAGCCAUAUAGCUAUCUAGCUACUAGUAUAUGUUUCCUUAUAUCCUCUUGUAUUUUUUUUAAAUGUCAUUCUCUUGUCUUUGUGACACUAUGUAAUGAUUGAAAGCAAAUAAUUGAUGAACGAGUUCAAAAAAGGAUCUUAGUAGCUUUGUAUAUGUUGCAAUGAGAUGAGUGAUAUAAGUAAUGCGUUAGGUGUUUUAAUGGUG